ACACACACACACACACACACACACACGCGGCUCGGGUUCGCGUCCCUCCCUUCUGCCCAGCUCCUGGGCGAAUCCCACAUCUGUUUCAACUCUGCGCCGAGGGCGAGCGGGAGCGAGUGUGUGCCGGCUGAAUCCGUGAAUAAAGAGGGAAGUGGGAAAAGAAACAAACCCACAACACGCAACUUCAGACCCGCCUCCUGACCGAAGCAGCGAUCAGCAAACAAUGGUGCGUUCCAGGCUCCUGCUCUGCUUGCUGUCCACGGCAGCCCUCUCUCUGCUGGCGGGGAGCUCCGCCUUCCUGUCCCCCCACCGCCUGAAGGGCAGGUUUCAGAGGGACCGCAGGAACAUCCGCCCCAACAUCAUCCUGGUGCUGACCGACGACCAGGACGUGGAGCUGGGUUCCAUGCAGGUGAUGAACAAGACCAGGCGCAUCAUGGAGCAGGGCGGGGCGCACUUCAUCAAUGCCUUCGUGACCACGCCCAUGUGCUGCCCUUCGCGCUCCUCCAUCCUCACGGGGAAGUACGUCCACAACCACAACACCUACACCAACAACGAGAACUGCUCCUCGCCCUCCUGGCAGGCACAGCACGAGAGCCGCACCUUUGCUGUGUACCUCAACAGCACGGGCUACCGGACAGCCUUCUUCGGGAAGUACCUUAAUGAAUACAAUGGCUCCUAUGUGCCACCCGGCUGGAAGGAGUGGGUCGGACUCCUUAAAAACUCACGCUUCUAUAACUACACACUCUGUCGGAAUGGCGUGAAGGAGAAGCAUGGCUCUGACUACUCCAAGGAUUACCUCACUGACCUCAUCACCAAUGACAGCGUGAGCUUCUUCCGCACGUCCAAGAAGAUGUACCCACACAGGCCGGUCCUGAUGGUCAUCAGCCAUGCGGCCCCUCACGGUCCUGAGGACUCUGCCCCCCAGUACUCACGCCUCUUCCCCAACGCAUCCCAGCAUAUCACGCCAAGCUACAACUACGCCCCCAACCCGGACAAGCACUGGAUCAUGCGUUACACAGGGCCCAUGAAGCCCAUCCACAUGGAAUUCACCAACAUGCUGCAGCGGAAGCGUCUGCAGACGCUCAUGUCCGUGGACGACUCCAUGGAGACGAUUUACAACCUGCUGGUGGAGACGGGCGAGUUGGACAACACCUACAUCGUCUACACCGCCGACCACGGCUACCACAUCGGCCAGUUUGGCCUGGUGAAGGGGAAGUCCAUGCCCUACGAGUUUGACAUCAGGGUUCCCUUCUACGUGAGGGGCCCCAACGUGGAAGCUGGCUCACUGAACCCCCAUAUCGUCCUCAACAUUGACCUGGCUCCCACCAUCCUGGACAUCGCAGGCCUGGACAUCCCCACGGACAUGGACGGGAAGUCCAUCCUCAAGCUGCUGGACACAGAGCGGCCGGUGAACCGGUUCCAUUUGAAAAAGAAGAUGCGGGUCUGGCGGGACUCCUUCCUGGUGGAGAGAGGCAAACUGCUCCACAAAAGAGACAGUGCUGACAAAGUGGAUGCCCAGGAAGAGAACUUCCUGCCCAAGUACCAGCGUGUGAAAGACCUGUGUCAGCGCGCCGAGUACCAGACGGCCUGUGAGCAGCUGGGCCAGAAGUGGCAGUGCGUGGAGGACGCCACGGGAAAGCUCAAGCUGCACAAGUGCAAAGGCCCUGUGCGGUUCGGCGGCGGCGGCGCGCUCUCCAACCUGGUGCCCAAGUACUACGGGCCAGGCAGCGAGGGGUGCGCCUGCGACCGCGUGGCCUACACGCUCAGCCUGGCCGGGCGCCGGAAAAAGUUCUUCAAGAAGAAGUACAAGGCCGGCUACGUCCGUAAGCGCUCCAUCCGCUCAGUGGCCGUUGAGUUGGAUGGCGAGGUAUACCACGUGGGCCUGGAGGACACGCCCCAGCCCCACAACCUUACCAAGCGGCACUGGCCGGGGGCCCCUGAAGACCAAGAUGACAAAGACGGUGGAGAUUUCAGUGGUACAGGAGACCUUCCGGAGUACUCAGCCCCAAACCCCAUUAAAGUAACACACCGGUGCUACAUCCUAGAGAACGACACGGUCCAGUGUGACCUGGACCUGUACAAGAGUCUGCAGGCCUGGAAAGACCACAAGCUGCACAUAGACCACGAGAUCGAAACCCUGCAGAACAAGAUUAAGAACCUGAGGGAAGUCCGAGGGCACCUGAAGAAAAAGCGGCCGGAAGAAUGUGACUGUCACAAGCUCAGUUACCACAACCAGCAGCCCAAAGGCCGCCUCAAACACAGAGGCUCCAGUCUGCAUCCUUUCAGGAAAGGUCUGCAGGAGAAGGACAGGGUGUGGCUGCUGCGGGAACAGAAGCGGAAGAAGAAACUCCGCAAGCUGCUCAAGCGGCUGCAGAACAACGACACGUGCAGCAUGCCGGGCCUCACGUGCUUCACGCACGACAACCAGCACUGGCAGACCGCACCGCUCUGGACCCUGGGGCCUUUCUGUGCCUGCACCAGCGCCAACAACAACACGUACUGGUGCAUGCGCACAAUCAACGAGACUCACAAUUUCCUCUUCUGUGAAUUUGCAACGGGCUUCCUGGAGUACUUUGAUCUCAACACAGACCCCUACCAGCUGAUGAAUGCGGUGAACACACUGGACAGGGAGCUCCUCAACCAGCUGCACGUGCAGCUCCUGGGGCUGAGGAGCUGCGAGGGCUACAAGCAGUGUAACCCCCGCACCCGAAACAUGGACCUGGGACUGAAAGAUGGGGGGAGCUACCAGCAAUACAGGCAGUUUCAGCGUCGAAAGUGGCCGGAAAUGAAGAGACCUGCUCCCAAAUCACUGGGACAGCUGUGGGAAGGCUGGGAAGGCUAAGCAGCACCGGAGAUGGACCCCCAA
This is a messenger RNA of Orycteropus afer afer, 2866 nucleotides long. Lineage: Eukaryota; Metazoa; Chordata; Mammalia; Tubulidentata; Orycteropodidae. The record is from RefSeq and is a predicted model, not a curated record.